This is a messenger RNA of Chionomys nivalis (European snow vole), 984 nucleotides long. Its product is annotated as olfactory receptor 11A1-like. The record is from RefSeq and is a predicted model, not a curated record. Gene Ontology annotation, biological process: G protein-coupled receptor signaling pathway. Lineage: Eukaryota; Metazoa; Chordata; Mammalia; Rodentia; Cricetidae. Gene Ontology annotation, molecular function: olfactory receptor activity; G protein-coupled receptor activity. Gene Ontology annotation, cellular component: membrane.
AUGGAAAGUGUCUCCACAGAAAACCAAACUGUCACCGAGUUUGUACUUCUUGGUUUCCAUGAAGUCCCUGGGCUGCACCUCCUCUUCUUUUCUGUUCUUAUGAUCAUCUAUGUCUCCAUCAUCACAGGGAACAUGCUUAUUGUAGUGGUGGUGGUCAGCUCCCAGAGGCUUCACACGCUGAUGUAUUUCUUUCUGGUGAACCUGUCCUUCAUUGAGAUCCUCUAUACCUCCAUAGUCAUGCCCAAAAUGUUGGAGGGCUUCCUACGGGAGUCUGCCAUCUCUGUGGCUGGCUGCUUGUUCCAUUUCUUCAUCUUUGGCUCUCUGGCUACAGAUGAGUGUUUUUUUCUGGCUGUGAUGGCGUACGAUCGCUACCUAGCAAUCUGUCACCCUCUAAGAUACCCACUUCUGAUGGGGCCUCCAUGGUGUCUGGGGUUGGUGCUCACAGUCUGGCUGUCUGGAUUCAUGGUAGAGAAUCUGAUGACCCAGCUGAGAUUCUGUGGCCCCAACCAAAUUGACCACUUCUACUGUGAUUUCUCACCUUUGAUGGUCCUGGCCUGCUCAGACACUGGAGUGGUCCAGGUGUCUACAUUUGUUCUCUCUGUUGUCAUCCUGACUGUCCCCUUUGGGAUGGUUCUGGUCUCCUAUGCUCAGAUUGUGGUGAUUGUGCUGAGAGUUCUCUCUAGGGCCAGAAGAGCAAAAGCUUUCUCCACUUGCUCCUCUCACCUGGCUGUGGUGUCCACAUUCUAUGGAACUCUCAUGGUCUUGUACAUUGCACUCUCUGCUGUCCAUUCCCAGCUCCUCUCCAAGGUUGUUGACCUGCUCUACACAGUGGUCACUCCAAUCUUCAACCCUGUCAUCUAUACCUUGAGGAACCAGGAGGUGCAUCAGACACUAAGCAGGUUUCUCUACUGCAAAACAAGUGAAAUGUCACCUAACGGGGAUAGUGAAGACUUUUUAAGGGACUUUCAGUGUCUUGAUGACUGA